AUGGAAUACGACAAGCCUGGAGGCUACAGAAUGAAUUCCGUCGCGAAAAUGCAAAAUUCCGUCGCAAAACGCAAUUCGCGAUCAAAUUUUGCCGUCGUAAAUCGCAAUUUUUCUUGUAGUGAUAACCCUACAUUGGAGAGUCCUUGGGAGAAUUUAAGAGAGGUUUUGAGGAUCAUGAGAAACAACCAGCUGCUAGCCAAGCUCAAGAAAUUCUCCUUUGCCAAAACAAAAGUGGAAUACCUUGGACAUAUCUUCUCAGAAAAAGGAUUGCAGACUGACCCUGCUAAAAGAUUCAUCAAGUCCUAUGGAACCAUUAGCAAACCACUUACCAACAUGCUUAAAAAAGAUGCUUUCCAGUGGAGUGUUGAGUCUGAAACUGCCUUUGAAAGGUUAAAGGAGGCCCUGUGUACUACCCUAGUCCUUACAUUGCCUGAUUUUGAUAAGGAGUUUGUAGUAGAAGCUGAUGAUGCUACAAGGGGAUGGAGGCUUUGUUGA
Ipomoea nil (Japanese morning glory) is the source of this 495-nucleotide messenger RNA. RefSeq lists its product as uncharacterized. The record is from RefSeq and is a predicted model, not a curated record. Bases 1 to 495 code for a protein of 164 amino acids. The transcript has 2 exons. NCBI's taxonomy places the organism in Eukaryota, Viridiplantae, Streptophyta, Magnoliopsida, Solanales, Convolvulaceae.